AUGAGCGCCUCUUCCGGAGUCACCCCCGAGUCUCUGAAGGCCGUCUUGGAGGAGAAAGUUGGCGCUGUCCACGUCGAGAUAGCCGAUCUCUCAGGCGGCUGCGGCCAGAUGUUCGAGGCCAUCAUAGUCUCCCCGCAGUUCGACAAGAAGACAACUCUUGCGCGUCACCGCCUCGUCAACGCCGCUUUGAGGGAGCAGAUUGCUGCAAUCCACGCCUGGACCCCCAAGUGCCACACCCCCGACGAAUGGGAGAAGAAGAAGGCCCAGAUCCAGGCUUGA
Diplodia corticola is the source of this 279-nucleotide messenger RNA. RefSeq lists its product as uncharacterized. Bases 1 to 279 code for a protein of 92 amino acids. The transcript is spliced from 2 exons. Gene Ontology annotation, biological process: intracellular iron ion homeostasis. Lineage: Eukaryota; Fungi; Ascomycota; Dothideomycetes; Botryosphaeriales; Botryosphaeriaceae. The record is from RefSeq and is a predicted model, not a curated record. Gene Ontology annotation, cellular component: cytosol; nucleus. Gene Ontology annotation, molecular function: 2 iron, 2 sulfur cluster binding.